AUGCAGACCUCAACCCGCAGUCGAGACACAGGCGCGAGCUUCGCCGCCCGCCAAAGGGGGCACCUGCCCCGAUUGUCGAUAAGCGAUGAGAAUCACCACGUUACCGAAACCAUCGGAUACCUCUACGAUGACGAUUCCGAGCAAGAGCAGCAGCACCCUUCCUAUUCAAGCCCAUAUCAGAAUGCGGAUUCACAAUCAGAAGUUAAAAUCAAUGGCCACCACGUGGAGGGUGUGGUGACCCCGAGGAGGACGCCGUCUAUACCCAGAAAACAGUUGCCCUACCGAGAUAUGCCAGACGACCAUGCUGGCGCACAAUCGAACGGUGUUUCCCGAGGGUCCCCUGGUCAAGUUCAUUCCUGGGAACACCAUAGUCGCACAUCAUCGUCGGCCUCGGGCUCACGAGAGCGCUCGUCCUCGGAUACCGCCACCUCUCCAUUCCCACUAAAUGAUAUUGACUACGAGUCUAGCCCGGCAGGUCUGGCGCAAGAGCUGAGCAAUUUGCAAGCCCUGAGACGCAUGUCAAUGCAUGUGGGUGCAACGGACGACCCAGACCUGCCCCAACUGAAUGCGGCCGGCAUGCCGAGUGCUCCGUCACCCACCUCGAGUGAAGACGACUCCUCUCGAUUAUUCUGGGUUCCGGCUCGAUUACACCCAGAACUUGCGCCGAAGGAAUUCAAGACGUUUUUGGAAAGCAAAGCAGAGCAAAUCAGAAGGAGAUCGGGCGAACUGUCGGCUUUUACUACACCAACCUCGUCUCGGUCUUCCUCGUUAAGUGCCGAAGGAGGUAAUUCUGGCUUGCGCAGAAAGAAAUCGAUGCUAUCACGCCAGAUCGAUAGUUCUGUGGGGUACCAAGAUGGUGCGGAACGAUUAGAGAGGAAAAAAUCACAGUCACGCCGGGCGGCGCCUCUAGACCCAAACCUGCAAGAGUUGGAAACGUUGGUUGCGAAUACCCCGGGCUUGUCGAGGCCAAGUCUAGAUCCUUCAUCAGAAGACGAUACCCCGGAUAUAAUACUACCAUCAGUCCCGGGCAAUAGUCUCAAAAGGUCGACAAGAACAACCUACCGACGAGGUGGAAGUGUCAAAGGGAGGGGAGAUCGAGGCACCUACGCUCAACGAGCCGCGAAAAGGGCAGCGGCUGGGAGCCCUUCGAGCAGCAGACCUGAGUCGCCCGAAUCCAGCAUCCCUGCGGUUCCUCCAUUGCCAAAUAUAUCCGUCGAGGGUCCCAGCCUUGCGCAGACCUUGAAGGACGUAUCUAGCACAGCAAAUUCCGGACGGACUGCUCCUACAAACUUCUCUCGGCCAGCAACCUCGUCCUCUAGCGGCGGGUCUUCUGGACCAACACCGUUUGAUCAUAGGUUCGGCAAUGACGACGAAACGAAAAGGCCAACAGCAGCAGGCAUACCUGAGUCGCGAAAAUCACCACCCCCUCCAAAAUCACCUCCUUCGACGGGCGUUUCUUUCGAGCGAAAGCCCGUGCCACAAAUUGUUGAGACUCCGCCUCCCCUUGAAGCGCCACAGGUGUCUGUCCAGCCUCCGCGGUCCUCUUCGAUGACACCCCCACCCGUGCAACAGCCAGUGCGACAUCCCGAGAGGGUUUCUUCUCGGGACGAUAGCCGAACAAGAGCCAUUUCCCCGCAAAGACCGUCGAUGCCGUCCAGGGGGUCUUUACCGACCAUUACACCCCGAACACCGUCCCCAGCAAAUCAGAUAUUGCCACAAACAAAACCCUCCCAAAGUCUCGAACAGCCAUCACCUCUGCCUGGAAAUGACACAAAUACUAGCAAUCUCUCGUUUAUCCCGACCCUCAGUGUGGAUAAGAGAGCCGACUCCAAAAAGAAGGAAGAGACCAAGAAGUCAAGCUGGAGUUGGUUGCUGGGAAAAGAAGACGGAGACAAAGACAAAUCCGAGAAACCAAAGGCCAAAAUUUCCAAACCUCCACAACAACACGACAAUACACGGCUUGAUCUGCUCCAAACAUCCAUUGAUGGGGGUGUUCGAGGGCGUGAAAGUCUGGUGCUAGAUCGGGAACACCUCAAGCUUGAUGAAGAACGCCGAAAAGAAAGCCAACGGAAAGCGUCAGGGAGUGACAAGAAGGAAAAAGAAGGCCUUUUCUCCUCGAUAUUUGGCGGCAAGAGGAGCAAGGGAGACAAGGAAAGCAGCUCAAAGAAACACCGCGACCGAGGUCUGUCGCCUGAGCCGCCGUACCGAGAAUUGAAACCCGACAUCGACUAUAAUUGGACCAGGUUCUCGAUUUUGGAAGAAAGGGCCAUCUAUCGCAUGGCACAUAUUAAAUUGGCCAAUCCUCGUCGAGCCCUGUACUCGCAGGUGCUCCUCAGUAAUUUCAUGUACAGUUAUUUGGCCAAGGUCCAGCAGAUGCACCCACAAAUGAAUCUACCCACGAGUGCCAAACAGCAGCGGAAACAGCAGCAGAAAGACCAACAGCAGCAGCCGGACGAAUAUGUCCAAUACCAGCGAUAUCAACAACAGCAAGCUCAGCAGCAGCAGCAGCAACAACCUCAAUCGUACCAAGGAGAGCAGUCAUAUGGUUCUCAACAAGAUUUUGCGGGUGAUUCGUCUGGCUAUGAUUACGACGCUGGCAGCUCGAGGCCAAGUUCGAGGGGAAGCAAGCACACGGUCGAGGGUAAUGGUUCGGCAUAUGGCGGUGGUGCCGGUGCAUAUAAUCAGUACCAUAACAACAAUCAACUUCAAGAGCACGUACAACAGGGGGGCUCACGCCACGGCGGGUCCCAGCUGGACGAUGAUGACGACGAUAUGUGGUAA
Fonsecaea pedrosoi CBS 271.37 is the source of this 2781-nucleotide messenger RNA. RefSeq lists its product as uncharacterized. The coding region runs from base 1 to 2781 and encodes 926 amino acids. The record is from RefSeq and is a predicted model, not a curated record. Lineage: Eukaryota; Fungi; Ascomycota; Eurotiomycetes; Chaetothyriales; Herpotrichiellaceae. The transcript has 3 exons. Gene Ontology annotation, cellular component: cytoplasm; cell septum. Gene Ontology annotation, biological process: positive regulation of G2/M transition of mitotic cell cycle; establishment of cell polarity.